Messenger RNA from Ectocarpus sp. CCAP 1310/34, 2064 nucleotides. Lineage: Eukaryota; Phaeophyceae; Ectocarpales; Ectocarpaceae. The record is from the annotation of a GenBank genome assembly.
CCUAUUGACAGCUUAGACCCUGCCCAGUGUUGAUUGAGCUGUGAGUGCGCAACUCCAGCAGCCACAGCCCACUCCACGCAACACAGAAAAAAUGAUGCUGCGCUCCUUACCCCGCUCCGUCUGUCGUUCGGCUCGCUCGAGUCGGGCGCCUGACAGCAAUGCUCCGGCCGCUGCCGGCCUCCUCGAAGGACGCACGGACCGAUCAGUCAGACCAUGCGGAUCAUGGACUGCAGCAGCUGGAGCGAGUGCUAAGCGACAGCCACGGGCGAUACCCCACGUGGGUCCCUUGCCGACGACAGCAUACAUGAAGUUCCCGCUGGAUCGAUCCAUGUCGUCUCUGAAAUCUUCUCAGUGGGAGCGGGAAGGCCUGCCUGUAGCACCGGUGCACAGCGGUAGCGAGCCGCUGCCGUCGAACCUCAAGCUUGCGGCGGAGGCUUGGCCUGCUGCAACGGCGGGAGAGGGAGGAAACGCGGAAGGUGAAUCUGGUGCCGGAGCAGCAGAGGACGGAGAAGCGGAAGACGAAGAGGAAGAAGAGGAAACCGACCCCCUGUCGGAAGAGGACCACGACGCCAUCGCAGCCCUCCUCGACACACCCGGCCUGGCUGCCAGCGACGAUCUUGAGGUGGAAGUGGUGGCCUGGUCUGACGGCGCUCCUGUUGCGACGGUAUCGCUGGCGCCUUCCGUGUUUGGCGUGCCCGUGCGAAGGGACGUCGUGCACGAAGUCGUUCGGUGGCAGCUUGCGCGCCGUAGGAAAGGCAACGGCCAGACCAAGAGGAUAGGGGAGAUCAGCGGGUCCGGGAGAAAGGUUCGGCCUCAGAAGGGGGGAGGCGUCGCCCGCGCGGGUCACAGCCGUCCACCCCACUGGCGGGGAGGCGCCAAGGCUCACGGUCCGAGGAGGCGGGACUUUUCCUUCAAGCUCAACAAGAAGUUCGUCAGGCUUGGCUUAAGGGUGGCACUGUCCGCACGACUUCGGGAAGGGCAGCUGAAGGUCGUGGACGACCUCAAGAGCGACGGUUUCAGGACGUCCGCCAUGAUCAAGACCAUCAAGGCAAGGGGAAUCGACGGCCCUGUAACUUUUAUGGUGGGGGGAGACCCUCAGGUUGAGUUCAUGCGAUCAGUCAGCAACAUCGUGGGCGUCAAGGUCCUGUCUGCCCGGGGAGCCAAUGUGCACGACAUCAUCAAGCGACCGAACUUGGUCCUAACCCAGGAUGCCGUGACGCACUUGGAGGAGUUUCUUCAGACGUCCUAGCGCCGACUGAUGUUGAUGUCCACGUCAUCGUCAAAGAUUUUCAUCGCCACUUACUCUGCGGCCGAACCAGCAGCUGUAUCAAGUGUCGCCAUCUUGUUUGGUGUCCCAACAAUUGGGUUGCUAUGUUGGUGGACGAGAGUUCAAAGAAGUUAAAGUUUUUCCCCGGGGGGCCUGAGGGAUGGUUCGCGAAGAUACUCCUGCUCAAGAAAAUGUAUCGCCGUAGCGCCACGCGGUUCGCUAAUCUUCUGUCUGUACGACUGAGCCGGUUGCUCCCUGGCGAUUGUGUGAGACUAGGAUAUCGUUUGAUGUUCAAUGGACAGAUGAAGAUGCAUACACCCGUAUUGACAUCGAAAGAGGAGGGCGGGCAAGUCACGUGCACAGGUGUUAAAUCAUCAGUGCGUCGCUGCUGUUUGCCGGGCAUGUGAAGUAUGCAAGGUGGCCGAACCGUGUGCCCCUCCCGUGAGCAGGAUGAUGUGACACUUGGUCAUGUCCGACUUGCAUCAUGGAGCAACUGCUUGCUGUGAGGUCUAUAGAGUUGCAACACCUGUGUCUUGGUUGCUGGGAAUGGUCCGUCCAUUCGGUGGUGUACAUUAGCUCUACAGCAUGACGUUAGUCCAAGGCCACCAGGUGGUGGGCCUUUCCACCUUUCCCCCUUGGCAGAUGUAUAGAUCCUUAUUAGCAUCAGUCGUCUUGACUAAAUAGUGGGAGGGUCAGACUUCAGGCGUUCCCUUAGAUUGGAACUUCGAUCAUACCGCUCGGAUGCAAACGUGAAUCAGUGUGGGCAACAAAAUAGGCACAGGAAGGGUGUCUCACGC